Drosophila suzukii is the source of this 2606-nucleotide messenger RNA. RefSeq names its product mucin-2. Lineage: Eukaryota; Metazoa; Arthropoda; Insecta; Diptera; Drosophilidae. The record is from RefSeq and is a predicted model, not a curated record.
UUAUCAGUUUCAUAUUACCUAUAUUUAUAUAUGGUUUUUGAACAUUUACCGAACAAUUAUAAUUAAUCAGGAAUGCGAUUCUAGUAAAUAAUUAAAACUAAUCAGGCACGAAAUCUUUCCGACUCAUAAACAAUGUGUCAAACGGAAUGUUGAUAACGCAAUGUUUAAACACAUCAAUGGGUAUCAACACGUUCUCUACCAUGAGGAUUCCUCUGUUUCUUUGUGAAAGUGGACGUACCCCUUGAAAGUGUGUUCAACUAUAAGACUGCUACAAUUAUAACAGAAAAGAUGAGCUUGUCCAAGCGUUGAUUUUUAUGCACCAUAGCACACACGCUAGCAUUCAGUCGCAGCAUCUGAAAACUAUCUAAGCAACGAUCAUUCAUACUUCGUCUUAGGGAGAGAUAAUAGUACUAAAUAGUAUAGUAUUCAUUAUUUUUCCAGAACACUCUUUUACAGCGGAACAUUAAAUAUAGAGACGAAAGUAUUUUAAAAUCAUUAAAAAAAUGUUACUGCAAUAAUAUAUUUUUAAAAGGGUGAAUGAUCUACAUAGUUUGUAUCUCCCUCUUUAGUCUGCCAACACACUAAUUCCCAAACAGCAAGCAAAUAAUUUGGAUGAAAAACCAUUGCUAGUAGUCUUUAGUUGUCUGCAGUAAAAAGUAUUCGUACAAAAUGUUGGGGAAAGUGAAAAAUCGAAUUAUUGUCAUUUACAUGACAAUAGGAUUGUUCUAUAUACUGGUCAAUAUUAAAGCAUCUUCUACCUACAUGAGACCAAAACGACAGAUGUGGUCCAUGGAUCAUCCAGGAAUUGUUUUAUAUAGACAACAUCCAAAUGCUAUGAGAAAGUUUUAUUGGUACAACAAUAGGACUCCUAUUUUGGUUGGAAAAAUGCGCUUGAAAAACUAUAUGCGUAGUAUGCAGAUGUUACCAAGAUAUGUACACUCACAUGUUCCAUAUCACGAAGCUUAUGCCAAUUCAAAAAGAAGCGUCUUCAGGGACUUGAACAACGUUCAUGGUUUUAAAACCACUGCCAAACCUUCUACUACCACAGUGGACUACGUUGCGGCUCCUGUUAACCCAAUUGAGUAUACUUCGGGUCCCGUACACCCACCAGUGGAUUUUAAUAUAGCUCCCGUUAACGCUUUCGUACCCCUUGCUGCGGGAACAGUUUCAAAGGCAGAACGUUUGAUGGGCGUUACGAAUCAGUGGAAUCAUUCUGACUACUCCAAUGAAAGCUGGACAAAUUGCGCAGAGAACUGCUUUAAAAACUCGUUCCAGGACUAUCCAAAAGACCAAUAUAGCUCCCACAGUAUGCCCAGUGAACAACCAGUAACUACGACAACUACUUUGCCUUUUUUUAAUUAUGUUGCUCAUACCUACUUUACACUUGACGAUGUAAUUCUACCUCAUUCUGCAUCAAAAUUGGCUAAAUCUCCAAUAGAGGACCAACAGUUUCGCCCAAGUCACGCAGAAUUUACAACAGAAAGUCCUCAAGAGCUCUUUACAGAACGAUUACAGCGCACAACACAGCCAAUUUCAACUAGCACUACGACAACUACUGAAUUUAUACCAGCGAAAACAACUUUUUUUGAUUUCGAAUAUAGCACCAGACCGAGUUGGUUUAGUUCGACAACCUCGACCACAACCUCGACCACAACAACAACCGAAUCUACAUCUACGGUUCCUCAAAAUCUUCAAAUUUGGACCACACCACAACCAACACAAAAUAGCUUUCCUACAGUGAAAGUUACAGCACAAUCCUACAAGCAUAGACUAAAAUCCAUGAAAGCCACCAAAAACUUUUCUUCAAAUAUUGAAACUAAAUUGAAAUUGUUGAAGCUUCAUCUGAAAAAUUUAGUUACGACCAAAGAAACGCCAAAGAAUUUACAAAAUCUAACCACAUCAGCUGUUUUCGAAAGUAAUACUACAUUACCGGAUACGAUUUCUAGUACACACACACCCACAACAAGAAGAACAAAUGUGAACAGAAAAUUGAGAAAACUUCGAGUUUUGGCAUCGACUAAAAAAGUUCCGGCUCAAAUAUCUAGGAAUUCCACAAAUUCCAAUAAAUCCAAAGUGGAUUAUAAAAAGUCAAAACGAAUUUAUCAACGGCGCAAACACUUUAAUUCCACUGUAGCACCAGAACCAACAAAAAACGCAACAAUCGAUAAGGAAAUCGAAUCGAUAAAAAAGUUUAAGCGCCGAACAACAGCAAGCACGCCAAAAUCGAUAAUUGUCGAUGAAAAUAUAAUCGUUCGAAAUUCGACGAAAGCUAUUCGACACACUGUUGCAAAAUCUCGCUCCGACGGAGUACCAGAAGAAAAACCGCAACUAGUGACAGAAUCGGCUAUUAUGACUAUUUCUAGCGGGACACUAAGAAUGAGGCAGCCAGUAAUUAAAUUAAAGUCGAAGCAGCACAGCACCAGAAAAAUAAAACAUUUAGAGAACGACAACUUCAUACCAUCCCUUCCUAUCGAGGUAUAUUUUAAAAAAGUAAAUCAGCAGUAAACAACGAUAGUCUGAAAGUCAUGCAUAUAACUUGUGAAAAUUAACAGGGGAAUAUUAAAUAUUAUUUAUACUUACAGAGACAUUAUUAAGCACCAAUAAAA